Molecule: messenger RNA, 524 nt
Organism: Betta splendens (Siamese fighting fish)
Lineage: Eukaryota; Metazoa; Chordata; Actinopteri; Anabantiformes; Osphronemidae
Gene: lamtor4
Product: late endosomal/lysosomal adaptor, MAPK and MTOR activator 4
Exons: 4
Coding region: 133-435 (100 amino acids)
Biological process (GO): cellular response to amino acid stimulus; positive regulation of TOR signaling
Cellular component (GO): Ragulator complex; lysosome
Molecular function (GO): guanyl-nucleotide exchange factor activity
Source: RefSeq, a predicted model, not a curated record
ACGUUGAAACACGCGAGCCACUUAUAUAAUUGCGUAAUAUCCGGCAGAACUCAAACGCCUUAACAGUCACGUGAAAGUCGCAAGAAAACCGGAAAUGCAACUGAGUUACAGUAAAAACAAGGCAAGCAGAGAAUGACGACUGCGGCUCUAACGGCGGGUCUGGAGCGGAUCCCAGAUCAGCUCGGUUACCUGGUUAUUAGCGAGGACGGCGUUCUGGCUUCUGCAGGUGAGCUGGAGAAUGAUGAACACACAGCAGGCGUAAUGAUGCAGAUGGUUCGAACGGCAUGUCGCUUCAGGUUACCUGGAUCAGCCGAUCCCUGGUUCAAACGAAUGUCAGUGAUUCUGGAGGAUUUUGCCUACACAGUGACAGUUUCUGGGCAGAAAGUGUUUGUUGUGAAACGUCAUAACAACCAACAUGAACCAAUCAACGUGUGACAGACAGAUGCAGUCAACGGUUCAUCAUAACUUUCUGUUAAAUGUGUUCUGUUUAUUUAAGUCAAUAAAGGUUUGGUAUUUACUACAAA